UAGCAAUGUUCAAGCAACUCAUUUGGUUCAACCCCUGCAUCUCUCGAAACAGCUCAAUUGCUUCGCUAGCUCUACUAUGAUUCGCUGAUCCUCCAAUCAUUCUACUCCAACAAAUACCAUCUCUUUCCGACAUUUUAUCAAACAACUGCCAAGCUUGAUACAUUCUUCCGGAUUGCCCAUACAAAGUCCUCUGCAAAAACCCAUUUCUAUCUGCACAAAAGCGAAACCAUUGAUCAACAAAGAUUGCCACCGAGGUCUCGAUGGAUUUUAUAAUUGUUAGUUAAUAAUACACUGAAUUUCUGUUUCAUUGAUGAUUGAGAGGCAAACAUUAGCUAAGCUCCUGAGGAGCUGUUCAAAAAAUUGGUUUAUUGAUCAAGGACUACAAGCCCAUGCAGCUGUAGUGAAAUUGGGAUAUGGGUUUGACAUGAUGCUAAGCAAUGACCUUAUAGACAUGUAUGGAAAAUGUAGUAGAAUGGACAUUGCUUGUGCUGUGUUUGAUAGAAUGCUUGAAAGAAAUGUUGUUUCGUGGACUGCAUUGAUGUGUGGUCACUUGCAGCAGGGUAAUCCCAAAGUGUCGUUACAGCUUUUUUGUCAAAUGGGGUAUUCUGAUGUUGAUCCCAACGAGUUUACUUUCUCGACAAAUUUUAAAGCUUGUGGGUUUUUGAGUAUUAUUGAGAAUGGAAUGCAAAUUCACGGCAACUGUGUUAGAACUGGAUUUGAAUGGUAUCCUGUGGUGGGAAAUUCUAUUGUGGACAUGUACUCGAGAUGUGGAAGAAUUAGCGAAGCAGAGCGAAUGUUUGAUCUAAUGCCAGUUAGAAGCCUCAUAAGUUGGAAUGUGAUGAUAGCAGGAUAUGCCCUUGAAGGAAUGGGAGACAAAGCAUUACUUUUGUUCCAGAAAAUGCAAGAACAAGGAGAAGUGCCAGACGAAUUUACACUUACAAGCUCUUUGAAAGCUUGUAGUGGUAUUGGUGCGAUUCAGGAAGGAAGUCAAAUUCAUGCUUAUUUGAUCGCAAAAGGAUUCCCGCUCUCUGUUCAGACAAUUAUAGCAGGUGCGCUUGUUGAUCUGUAUGUGAAAAGUGGGCACUUAUUUGAAGCACAGCAAGUAUUUGAUCAAGUUGAACGGAAGAGUGUGAUAUCAUGGACUGCCCUAAUUGUGGGUUAUGGUCAAAAAGGAAAUCUAAUGGAAGCCAUGGAUUUGUUUGGGCAGCUUAGGGAAAGUAGCAUUCGGGUAGACGGUUUUGUUCUCUCGAGCAUGAUAGGCGUGUUUGCUGAUUUUGUUCUGGUAGAGCAAGGGAAGCAAAUGCAUUGUUACACAAUCAAAGUUCCAUCUGGUUUGGACAUAUCGGUAGCCAAUUCAAUUGUUGAUAUGUAUCUGAAAUGUGGGUUAAUAGAGGAAGCAGAAAGUCAUUUCAGUGAAAUGCCUGAAAGAAAUGUGGUUUCUUGGACCGUUAUGAUUACGGGGUAUGGCAAACACGGUCAUGGCAGAGAAGCUAUACAACUCUUCAAGAAAAUGCGGCUAGAUAAUGUUGAGCCUGACGGAGUGACUUACUUGGCUGUCCUCUCAGCUUGUAGCCAUUCUGGACUAAUUGAAGAAAGUCAAGAAUUCUUUUCAAGAUUGUGUGAGGAUUGUCGAAUCAAACCUAGAGUAGAGCACUAUGCUUGCAUGGUUGAUCUACUUGGUCGAGCUGGACGCUUAAAAGACGCUAAGAGACUUAUAGAGAACAUGCCGCUAAAACCAAACGUUGGGAUAUGGCAGACAUUGCUUAGUGCUUGUAGAGUACAUGGGGAGUUGGAAAUGGGGAGAGAAGUAGGAGAAUUACUGUUCAGAUUGGAUGGUAACAAUCCAGUCAAUUACGUUUUGAUGUCAAAUAUCUAUGCUGAUGCUGGCUACUGGAAAGAGCGUGAGAGCGUGAGAGAAUUGGUGAAGUUGAAAGGGUUGAAGAAAGAAGCAGGACAGAGUUGGGUUGAGAUUGACAAGGAGGUUCACUUCUUUUACAAUGGAGAUGAGACGCACCUGCUUACAGAAGAAAUCCAUGAAGUUUUGAAGGAAAUGGAGAGAAGGAUAAAAGAAGAGACGGGUUAUGCUUAUGAAAUGAGAUUUGCAUUGCACGAUGUUGAAGAGGAAUCAAAGGUGGAGAGCUUGAGAUUUCACAGUGAGAAGCUGGCAAUUGGGUUGGCAUUAGUUCACAGUGGGAUACAAAAGGGGGGAAGAAUGAUUCGAGUUUUCAAAAACUUGAGAGUUUGUGGGGAUUGUCAUGAGUUCAUCAAGGGCUUGUCAAGGAUUUUGGACAAGGUCUUUUUGGUAAGAGAUGCCAAUAGGUUCCACAAGUUUGAGGAUGGGUUUUGCUCUUGCAGAGAUUAUUGGUGAUUCGGAUUUGGUUUCUCCAAUGGCUGAAAUGCAACUUUGGGGAAGCCUUGCAGUUUUGCAGACGGAUACAGUCCCAUGUUAAGUAGCAAAGAGAGAAUGAAUAGAAAGCUCAAAAAUUAUAAGAGGUGAGGAAACUUCUCUCAGAUGCCAGUGGUAUUCCUUCUCUCCCUCUCUUGCACAGGUCUGCACAAAUACACACACAAAUCACAUAUGCAUUUCCAUCCUAAGCUCCCAAUUUAUCAGAUCAGAAUAACGUGCUUAUGACUUGGUCUACAACUUAAUUUAUAGUUUUCAAUCCAUUGAAACAGAAGAAUGAUAUUAACGGACCAGAUAUUUAAAGAAAUUUGAUGCUUCAAUGAAAUUGCAAAUAAAUGCCUUGUUUUUAUUCAUGGAUCAAUAUGAUGCUCAGGUGUAAAAAAAAAUUCAAAAUAUAAGAACAAACCAUAACUAAACACCUGUCCACCCCCUUUCAUUGCUCCAUCUUUAAUUGUGUGCAUUACAUUAUAGAUUACCCAUGUAAGAUUUGUCUACUAAUCCAUCUCACACUGAUCAAUAUAUAAAAAGACCAAGAAUAUUGCUUUGAUGUUGAUCAUGGUAAUCUAAGUGGGAAAUAUGUAUGGCUGUAACGUCUAAACUAAAGACUCGCAUCUCUGUAUACUGGUGACAAAAUCAAAUAUAUUUCCUGAGUAUGUUUUGUGCAUUGGUUUGUUCGACUUACUUGUUUUAGAAAUUUGAAUGUCUUUUCCUUGCACAGAUAUAUCUAACUGUCAAGACAUUACGUAUAUAUCAACUCAAUUUUGAUUGCUUUGAUUAAUCAAAAAGGCAAAAGCAUAUUUUCACAUAUAGAUAUCCAUAUAAUUUUACAUAAAAAUUAUAUGAAUAUCUAGUACUAACAGUGCAG
Messenger RNA from Camellia sinensis, 3269 nucleotides. Its product is annotated as putative pentatricopeptide repeat-containing protein At3g15130. Gene Ontology annotation, molecular function: RNA binding; zinc ion binding; protein binding. NCBI's taxonomy places the organism in Eukaryota, Viridiplantae, Streptophyta, Magnoliopsida, Ericales, Theaceae. Gene Ontology annotation, biological process: RNA modification. The record is from RefSeq and is a predicted model, not a curated record.